UGCCCGGCAGUGCCACUAGUGCCGCGAAUCAGCAGGUCAGCAUCAGCCUUCACCAGUUGCAUUUCGUUGCAGCGACGUGUAGCCUGUGUGAUGCAGGCUGUCAGUGAUAGUCGCUUUCAUCGCAUGCGGGAGCAGUUGGAUCUCAUGCGCGACAUCGCCGACACACUACAGACACAGGUACGUGUUGUACAGACAUUAUGUAGCCCUGGUUGCUUCCAUGGGCAAGUUAACUGCCGCCUCUGUUGGCUGUGUUUCGUGUCAGUGCGUGGACCUGUCGACAGCACAAGAGGACGUGUCUGAGCGGCUGUCUGAUCGGCUGAUGCGCAUUGAGUCGGACCUCCACCACAUGGAACAGAUCCUCGAGAGCUCACAGGUGCGCAUAUCGAUGGGUGCGGGAUGUGAGUGCACUUUCGUGAGCUCGCGUGGUGUGCCGUUAGGUUGGUGUUGGCGGGGCGAUGGCUGUAGACGAAGAGGCAAGUGAAGGACCUGACAACUCCAAAUCGGACAAGGCUGUGCGAGUGGACGGUACUUGAAGAGGAAACGGGAGAGAGACCGUCAUUGACGGCUGGCAAUCCCUUCCAUGUGUGAAUGCAGCUACUUGCAGCCGUGAGGGAGAAUGAUUCCCCUGCUUCUGCGGCUGCUAGUGCUAGCAGUAGCGCUGCUGCUGCUGGUGGUCGUGAUACGGAGCGACACAAGGAUGAAACAGCGACCCGCCACAUGCGCCAAGAGCUCUCUCUCUCUCUCUCUGUGUGUGUGUGUGUGUGUGUGUGUGUGUCUGCGUGUGUGCAGGUGGUGUGUCGGAGGACUUUGAGCAAGGAGAGAGCAAAGGCCAGCAACAGCUUCAGGAGGUCAGUGUGUGAAUGCACUGCCAGACAUGGCUCCCGGGAUUCAUUGCUCUCACUCCCCUUGUCCGUCUGUCUGUCUGUCUGUCUGUCAGGGUGUCGGCCCGCUGGGUGUCGGCAGUCUGACGAGUGAGGCGCUGUGCGAGGCGACGUCAUCAGGCUUCUUCCUCACCAAGAUGAGCUCACUGCCGCCCGGCGGGAUCGACAAGGGGCCGGCGGAGAUGACAGAGGGCAACCACCACAACACGAUCAUCGCACCCCGUGCUCUCGACCAAAGCGCCAGCCACAGCAGAGGCCGCUCGUCAUCCCUUCCGCCUCGAGUGGUGCCCCCGUCGCUGCAUGAUGAUGCCUCACCAUCUUGCCAGCGCAGCUCCGGCGGACAGGUGAAGCACGGUCAAGCAGCCCCUUGGUGGCAGCAUGCAGUGUCCAUAUCUUUCUCCCCCGGUCUAACAGGUUCGCAUAGGGGAUUUCGAGUUUCUGCACCAGCUGCUUGUGCAGGUGUGGCGAUGGAUGGGAGGCAACACCGUGCAUGAGUGUUGUUCAUUCCCUCUCUUGUGUGUUCCGUGCCUUCAGAACCACGCGGUAGCUUGUAUGGACGCCUCUCAGCUGCCCAACCAGGUCAGUCGGCGUCCCGUCCCCACAGCCACGGUGGUCGUCCACAGGUCAGGCUGCGGUGCAUGUGUGUUGUAUGUGUGCUGGUGCAGAGUCCCAUGACGCUGAGGACCACGCGUCGGUGAAAAGAGCCCUGCAGGCAGCGAGGGACGCCCUGUGGACGGGCUUCGGGAGCCUUCAGAACAUCAGAUACCAGGCAGGCACCUUGGCACGCACAACGACACACACUGCUAUACAUUGUAUCCCUGCGGCACGUCUGUGGUGUGGCAUGUGUGGUGUGUGCAGCAUGACCCACAGCUCGAGGGCAACGAGUUCCACCUGCACGAGAGGGGCAGCAUGUCAACUUGCAACGAGGGACCGGUAGGUAACCACCAACGCACAGAGAGGAGCGUAUCUGCACUGUCGCGCCGCACUCCGUACCUAUCUGUAUGUCGAUGGAUCACCAGGCUCAAUUCCGCGUGUCAUCGCUCGAGCUCGCCCACGUCAUGAGCUUGUUGCCUCCGUGGGACCUCGGCCGCCGUCUCCUCAGCAAGGACCUCUCCUCGCAGUCACUCCCCCGCUGCGGACGCUAUGUCAUCGACUGCAGUGACCCGGCAAUGCGGUCUACGUGGGAGCGCAUGCCGUCGGACGUGGCCCGCAAGCUGGGGCGGCGGCUGGUCAAUCUCACAUGUGGGUGCGCCUCGUUGAGGGUCACAUGAAGGGCCGUAAGGAACAGGCGAGAGAGGAGGGACAGCGGCAGCCCAGCAGCAGAGGUGCACCCACAACACGUACUAAUGUCGGGUUCGGGCACGUCUCAGGAUGACGACACCACUGACCAGGUGAAGCACCAAAGGCUUUCUGACGGCCAUGGCCAUCUCUUCCUUCUCUCUAAUUCAUCCAGAGACCCGCAGUGCAUCUCGACGAAGUCCAUCUCCGGCCAUCGCAGGUACUGAUCAGUCACGCUAUGCACACUGGUGAAUCUGAGCCUGCCCGGCUGCGUCUGUCAGAACAACGAUGAUGAGUACAGAGCGCCGAAGACGGAUCCCUCAAAGGUCGACGACACAUCGCGGCCAGCUGGGAGCUCGUAAGCAUCGACGCUCGGUCUCACGUGUGUGUGUGUGCGUACCUGUGUGUGUGUGUUUGUAGCUCAUCGAGCGAUGCAGUGAGCGCACGGCUGCCAUCUGACGCCCGUGUCGGCAUCCCGCCUGCGACGGAGAAGGACAGCCCGUUGGUGAAUCCUGGAGAGAUGCAGACCAUCAGAUAUCAGGUAUGAGAUACCCUUACCCAGCGGCGCAUCGACAUACAUAUGUAUGUAUGUGUGUGGUGCUGUGUGUGGUGUGCGCAGCACGACCCGCGGAUUGAGGGCACCUUGUUCCAUCUGGACGAGAGGGGCAACAAACCACCUCGCAACGACGGACCGGUGGGCUACCGACACACACACAGGGGAACAUCGAUAUUGUGCCUCACACCCAUGCGGCUGCGUGCGUCUGUGUGUGCGUGGAUUGGUUGUCAGGCUGCGUCUCGCCUGUCGCCUCUGGAUCUGGGCAACAUCAUCAGCUUCUCGCAGCCGUGGGACCUCUCCCAGCUGUGCUUCAGCACAGACAUCGCCAGCCAGGCGCCCAUACACCAAUGCGCAUACCUCGCCAUCGACUGGAGGGACGCGUCCACGCGAGAUAUGUGCCAGCGGAUACCCAUCCCUGCGGCCCGCCGGCUGGGGCGGCGGCUGAUCAACCUCGAGACGCUGGUGGUGCGCUACCCCAUUGGCAGCCCCCUCUGGUGCUUCGACGUGUGGGUCAGUAUCGUUGAGGGCCACUUGGAGGGGCACGACGCACUAGCGAGAAAGGAUAAUGGCGCACCACGCGCGAGGGACGAUGCUUCAUCGGCGCGCUUUGGGUGUAUCUUUGUGUGUGUGUGUCUGUGUCUGUUUGCAGGUUGUCGACUGAUGCCCAGGUUGGCCAUGAUACUCAACCAGUCGAGGAAGCCACUUGGAGUAGACCCAUACGCCUCAGAAGGUCAGUGGUGGGAGCGGGAAAGCGUCACGGGACCGUUCCCUUAACACUAUCUUCCUUCAACAGAUUAUCG
Messenger RNA from Vitrella brassicaformis, 3515 nucleotides. NCBI's taxonomy places the organism in Eukaryota, Vitrellaceae. The record is from the annotation of a GenBank genome assembly.